UACAGAGAUAAGGAGUAUCGAAGCUUCACUUCUUUUGCUUCAUUCCAUUUCUCUCUCUCUCUCUCUCUCUCUCUCUCUCUCUCUCUCUCAGUUACCUACUGUGUACCUUGGAUGAUGAAAGUCAAUGACGUAGUGGCUCCGUUUCAAUUCGAUCUUCUUCUCUCUUCCUCUCUUUGGUGAAUCAGAUUUCUGAAUCACAUGGUGAAAAAUCUUCACUUCUUCUUAAGGAUUUUGAUUCAUCAAUUGGAGAACCCAAAAGGGCUAGUACUUGUUGCAAAUCAAAGAAAAAUCAGAUUUUGAGAUCGAUUUCGUUGAUGGGUCAUGCUGAAAAAUUCUAGGUGAAAUCUCAGGUAAUUUGCUGGGAAAAUGGAAGAUCAAGCUGUUAAUGUUGUUGUAAGAGAGGAAGAAGAAGAAGAAGAAGUUGAAGAAUUUUGCAGUUGCUGUGAAGAUGAAGAUUUGGAAGCAUGGAAGGAAACUGAGGAGCCAGUGGGUGUGGAAGGCUUGAAGGAUGAGCUUGAUGAAUUUUCUGUAAGAUUGUUUUUUAAGGGGGUGUCAAUAGCUAAGGUUGAGAAUUCUGGGUUUUCUGGAAUUGGAGUGUUUAUGGAAAGAUCAGCAAGUCUUCCUGCUAUAAGGGUGCAGAAAAAGCUUGAAUUUUAUGCAGAGGAGCCUGUAGUUGACUGCUUGGCACUCAUGGAUGGUUUGCUGGAAGCUGUGAAGAACAAGAUCCACAAGGUUUAUGCUUUCACAGAUUCUGAGUUGUUGUAUAAUCAGAUAACAUCUGAAAAAGAAUUGGACAUGCCACUUUUGAUGGCUCUGAAAGGAAGGAUUUUGGAACAUGCCAAGAAUUUUGAAACUUUUGCUCUGAAACUCAUACCUGGCACCCUUCUCGAGCAGCCGCUGCAGCUGGCUAAAGUAGCUAUUGGACUUGUCACCUUCCCUGUCUAUGGUGAGAGAUUGCUUGAGAACUGUUCUAUUUGUUGUGAUGAGAAGCCAGUGUCUUUUAUGGUUACAUUGAAAUGUUCACACAAGUUCUGUUCACAUUGCUUGAGAUCCUAUGCUGAUGGUAAAGUACAAUCCUGUCAAGUCCCUAUGAGAUGUCCUCAACCAGGAUGCAAAUAUUGCAUCUCUGCAACUGAGUGCAAGUUUUUUCUUCCAUUUACGUCCUUUGAAUCUUUGGAGAAAGCCCUUUCAGAAGCAAGUAUUGCCAAGUCAGAUAGAAUUUACUGUCCAUAUCCAAACUGCUCUGUUCUACUUGAUCCUAGCGAAUGUUUAUCAGCUAGGGCCAGUUCAUCUAGUCAGUCAGACAAUUCUUGUGUCGAGUGUUCUGUUUGUCGGAGGUUUAUCUGCGUGGAAUGUGAGGUUCCUUGGCAUUCUUCUAUGAGCUGUGAAGAAUACCAGAUUCUGCCAGUGGAGGAGAGGGAUGCUUCUGACAUUACCUUGCAUCGUCUUGCUCAGAACAAAAGAUGGAAGCGUUGUCAGCAAUGUCGUAGAAUGAUUGAGCUUGCUCAAGGUUGUUACCACAUGACAUGCUGGUGUGGGCACGAGUUCUGCUAUUCUUGUGGCGCGGAGUAUAGAGAUGGCCAACAGACAUGUCAUUGUGCAUUUUGGGAUGAGGACAACUCACAAGACUCCUUGACACACUCUCUUCAAGAAUCAGAACAAUGGGCAUGUGAGACUUUCCAUUCCUUCUCCAUGAUCAUGGAUCAAUACUCAGACCAAGAAAGAUCUCACCUCGCGCUUUUACAAAGGUUCCUGGCUGGUGAUUCUGGUCUUAGUGACCAUAAUCCCCGCCAAUCUCCUCCCCGCUUUACAGACUCGUACGUAGACCCCAUGAAAGAUCUUCAUCAACUUCCAUGGCUAGAGAGAUUUGUGUCUGUGAUAAGUGAUAACUACUAUGAAGAUUACCAUGCUAGAUCCUACACUACCUAAUUAGUUCAUCAACUUACAAAUCUCAAACUGAGCUUUGAAAGGAUGUGAAAAGAGUUUCUCACUCUGUCCACUUCUCAUCAUGAGGUAUAGCAACAUUUACAUCAUGCAAAUUCUUAUAUCAAGGUGAAGAAUCUGUUCAUGAUGAUUUUCUUUAAAGAAAGAAUAAGAAAGAGGAACAUUGGAAGAGAAAACAGUUGCUUUUUGUUGGGGCUUGGGUAAGAAUACAAUGAUGGCCAAAUGAAAGAAACUCAUGAUUUUAUUUUUCAUCACUGGAUGCCCCUAGAUUUAGUGCAUGUGUGAAAAUUCUUCUAUGAUUGAUUUUAAAGUCAGAAUUAAUCAUGGGGAAAAACUUCCUUGUGUAUUUUCUGGUUGUCCGAAUUGAUUGGAAAACGAAGUUGAUCCAAACAUGCUAUUGAGUAUGCUUGCUUACACUA
Messenger RNA from Lotus japonicus, 2363 nucleotides. RefSeq names its product E3 ubiquitin-protein ligase RSL1. The record is from RefSeq and is a predicted model, not a curated record. The transcript is spliced from 3 exons. Gene Ontology annotation, molecular function: ubiquitin protein ligase activity; RNA-DNA hybrid ribonuclease activity; ubiquitin conjugating enzyme binding. Lineage: Eukaryota; Viridiplantae; Streptophyta; Magnoliopsida; Fabales; Fabaceae. The coding region runs from base 367 to 1929 and encodes 520 amino acids. Gene Ontology annotation, cellular component: ubiquitin ligase complex; cytoplasm. Gene Ontology annotation, biological process: protein polyubiquitination; positive regulation of proteasomal ubiquitin-dependent protein catabolic process; ubiquitin-dependent protein catabolic process.